This is a messenger RNA of Argentina anserina (silverweed cinquefoil), 939 nucleotides long. RefSeq lists its product as uncharacterized. Lineage: Eukaryota; Viridiplantae; Streptophyta; Magnoliopsida; Rosales; Rosaceae. Gene Ontology annotation, cellular component: mitochondrial membrane. The record is from RefSeq and is a predicted model, not a curated record. The coding region runs from base 84 to 431 and encodes 115 amino acids. The transcript has 2 exons.
UACAACAGUCUCCAGUUCUAGUUACACAGUAAUCUCAUUUCAUCAAAACCAAAAACCCCAAACCCCCAAAUUCAAUUCAAUCCAUGAGCGCAGCGAUGAUGACAAGCGUCAAAGUAGACUCAGUGAAAUCAUUCAAGAGAUGGGGCAGGACCCACCCUUUCAUCCGGUACGGACUUCCGAUGAUCUCCCUCACCGUGUUCGGCGCCGUCGGACUCGCACAUCUCAUCCAAGGCAGCAAAGACAUCGCCAAGUUCAAGGACGACCAGGAAUGGGAGGUCUUCGAGACCCGCAAAGCUCUCUCCAGAACCCACGCCUAUAAACCCAAGAACAUCUCACUCGACCAAGAGCUCAAGGCAUUGCAGGAGAAGGUGGACAUUAACAACUACGAUUACAAGAGGAUUCCGCGCCCGAAUGAAGACAAGUCACACUAGUUGGAGUUGUGUUGGGUUUUGAUCACUCUGAUGUAAUAAUAGUUGUGUUGGGUUUGUGUAACUGUGAUGUGUUUUGCAAUGAAUAACAGAUUCGGCACCAUGUUUGAGGUUCUUGUUUAUUUACUCUGCUUGGUUUUUUAACCUUGUUCUGUGAAUUAUGUGAAUGCUGCAAGUGAAAUAAUGGAAGGAGAGGUCAGAAGGAUGGACCGUAGUAGCAGAGAGAGAACAGAAGCUGUUGAGUUGAAUGAACAGGGGCAAUGGGAAUGGCAAGGACCAACAUGUUGGAAAACCAGUGGUCCAGCUGCUGCUGACAUUUGGUAACUGAAGAUGGGAGGAAAAUUAGUUACCUACCAUGACCUCAAUGCUUCAGUUGCAUUCAGCCACUACUCUCAGUACAUCAUAAAGUUUAAAUUUCAACCUGUCUCUUGUCUCCACUGUUGCCUAGGUCUAAUUGUAGAAGGGGAGAGUUUUCUACCACAUUCCUACAGGUCAUUUGUAUGCAAGUUCC